Eruca vesicaria subsp. sativa (arugula) is the source of this 627-nucleotide messenger RNA. NCBI's taxonomy places the organism in Eukaryota, Viridiplantae, Streptophyta, Magnoliopsida, Brassicales, Brassicaceae. The record is from the annotation of a GenBank genome assembly.
AUGAGAGAGGCUGCUUGGGUUAUUUUUGAUGAGGUGCAUUACAUGCGUGAUAGCGAAAGAGGUGUGGUUUGGGAAGAAAGUAUUGUAAUGGCUCUCAAGAAUUCUCGUUUUGUGUUUCUUUCUGCAAUUGUUCCCAAUGCCAAGGAGUUUGCUGAUUGGAUUGCAAAGGUACACAAACAACCAUGCCAUAUUGUGUACACCGAUUAUAGGCCAACUCCACUUCAGCACUAUGUCUUUCCUGCCGGAGGGAGUGGGCUUUACUUGGUUGUGGAUGAAAAAGCUCAAUUCCACGAGGAGAGCUUCCAGAAAUCUCUUAACGCACUGGUUCCUACUAAUGAUGCUGACAAGAAAAGAGAGAAUGGAAAGUCUCAAAAGGGAUUGAUAUUUGGAAAUUUUGGUGAAGAAAGUGAUAUCUUCAAAUUGGUGAAAAUGAUUAUUCAGCGGCAAUAUGAUCCUGUGAUUUUGUUUAGUUUUAGCAAAAAGGAGUGCGAGGCACUUGCUAUGCAGAUGUCUAAGAUGGAUUUAAACAGCGACGAUGAGAAAGACUCCGUGGAGACAAUCUUUACUAGGGCAAUCGAUAUGCUUUCAGAUGAUGAUAAGAAGCUACCUCAGGCAAGCAUUCAUUAA